Molecule: messenger RNA, 2180 nt
Organism: Eucalyptus grandis
Lineage: Eukaryota; Viridiplantae; Streptophyta; Magnoliopsida; Myrtales; Myrtaceae
Product: xyloglucan galactosyltransferase XLT2
Exons: 2
Coding region: 253-1803 (516 amino acids)
Biological process (GO): xyloglucan biosynthetic process
Molecular function (GO): galactosyltransferase activity
Source: RefSeq, a predicted model, not a curated record
AAGCGCAACCUACACGUGGCGAUCCUUCCGUCCUCGGUUACCUCCACCCAAAGGACCAAAACAAAACGAAACAAAACCCAACCCAGCGAACUAACCGAAAAGAAGCCGAACCCCCCCACUUUAUACGCACCUCUCUCUGCAUCAGCGUCGGUAUAUCUUAUCGCUUGCCACGAAAUCGCCAUUUUUUCCGGUGAGCCAGUCGCCGGAAAACGGCCCUCCGCUCACUCUCUAAAGCUCCUCCCCCCAUCCGGGAUGCUUCCCAUUUCCGAUCAGCCCCCGCCGGAACCGCACAAGAAGAAGACCGCCUCCGACCCGUUACUCGUCCGCAGGAACUCGUUCAACUCGCUCGCCUCGGCGCUCCAGCCCUACCUGUCCCUCCACAACCCCCGCACAUGUCUCUUCCUCGCCAUCGUCUCCCUCCAGAUCUUGAUCCUCCUCGUGGCUCGCUCCGUCCCCCUCCCGCCCUCCUUCCGCCACGCCCGCCGCCACUUCCCGGCGCCCAUCACCGCCGCCGCUCGGCUCCCGUCCUCCUCCUCCUCCGCCGCCGCCGCCGCCGCAGCCUCGCCGACUGAUCCUCCGUCCGCGGACCACGACCAAUGCGGCUCAGGGAAAAUUUACGUGUACGAGGUCCCGAGUUUCUUCAACGCGGAGAUUCUCAAGCAGUGCGACAACUUGAAUCCUUGGAGCUCGCGAUGCGACGCGCUGGCCAACCGAGGGUUCGGGCAACCCGCCGCCGGGCGGUUGGCCGGGAUCGUGCCGGAGAAGCUGGCGCCGGCGUGGUUCUGGACUGACCAGUUCGUCUCGGAGAUACUCUUCCACAACCGGAUGCUGAAGCACCCGUGCCGGACGACGGAGCCCGGAUCGGCUGCGGCGUUCUACAUCCCGUUCUACGCUGGGCUCGCGGUGGGCAAGUACCUGUGGUCGAAUUCCAGCGCCAAGGAGCGCGAUCGCCACUGCGAGAUGAUGCUGCGGUGGGUCCAGGAUCAGGCGCCUUACAAGAGAUCCAACGGCUGGGAUCACUUCAUCACGAUGGGGCGCAUCACGUGGGAUUUCCGCCGGUCCAAGGACCAGGACUGGGGCUCCAGCUGCAUCUACACGCCGGGGAUGCGGAACAUCACCCGCCUCGUGAUCGAGCGCAACUCCUGGGACUACUUCGACGUCGGCGUGCCCUACCCCACCGGAUUCCACCCCCGGUCCGACGCCGACGUGGCGGAGUGGCAGGACUUCGUCCGCGCGCGGCCGCGGCCGGCCCUGUUCUGCUUCGCGGGGGCCAAGCGCGGCGCGAUCAGGAACGAUUUCCGGGGCAUCCUGCUGAGCCAGUGUCGCGCCGAGCCGGACGCGUGCCGGGCCGUGGACUGCGGCGGGUCGCGGUGCGCCAACGGCACCACCGAGAUCCUGGAGACCUUCCUGGGCUCCAAGUUCUGCCUCCAGCCCAGGGGGGACAGCUUCACCCGCCGCUCCAUCUUCGACUGCAUGGUGGCCGGCUCGAUCCCGGUCUUCUUCUGGAAGCGGACCGCGUACUACCAGUACGAGUGGUUCUUGCCGGCCGAACCGGGGAGCUACUCGGUCUUCAUAGACCGGAAGGCGGUGGAGAACGGGACGUCCAUCAGGAAAGUCCUCGAGAGGUACAGCGAGGAGGACGUGCGCAGGAUGAGAGAAAAAGUGAUCGAGUACAUACCCAAGUUCCUGUACGCGAUGCCGGAAGAUGGGUUGGAGAGCGUGAAGGACGCCUUCGAUGUGGCCAUCGACGGGGUUUUGAGGAGGUUUAAGGAGCAAGAAGAGUGGGGUUUUAAGUGGAGGUGAGUUGCUGUUACUUAGCGACAAUAAAGAGGUGAUGAGGGGAAGUACAUACAUACGUAUCCGAGGUAUGCAAAGGAUUUCUCGAAGCCCGCUUCGCGAUUGUUACUAGGAUUAGAUUAUUAGAUUAUAGAGAUUUUUAUAACCGAUCAUAUUCAAAGAUUUUCAACCGGGUUCUUCGGCUCGCGUUUCAUUCUUUUUGUUUUCUUCUGCAGCGAAGUGCGAAAGUGACCUCCUUUCCUUUCGUGUAUUCUUUUCUUCUUUUUUCCUGUCAAGUUUGCUUUUUUCUCAGGCUACUGUAUACUUUUAGCCGAAUGUUGUAGAGAAUAAAAUGAAAACUUGGGCGAUGCGAUGCUAUGCAGCCUCGGUUGUUGAUGAAUUCA